AUGCGGUGGCCUGGGGGCGGCGGGGAGCAGUGUAUAAGAUCGGGAGGACCCCGCCUUCUGCCUGGACGAGUUAAAGAAGUCCGGGAGGCGGUGGAUUCCCACACGUGGGUACGGUUGACGUCUCCAUUUCACAAGUGUGGACACUCCUGCACCGGAGCCCCGCAGGCGGGCCGGGUCACGUGCCGUAGGCGGGCGCCCCCUGGCGCGGGGAGGGAAGUGCGGCGGCGGUGGCGGCCGGAGCGCGGGGAGCCGGGCCGCCCCUCCUUGUACUUCGGCGGGAGCAUCCCCGGCGGACGCGAGGACCGGGAGCUGUACGGAAGGAUCGUGUCGCGGCUGCGGCGCUUUGGGGCGGAGCUCACCGAGCACGUGGCGACCGCCGAUCAGGGCGCGCGCGGGGAAGAGGCUGCUGGGGGCGACAGGCUCAUCCAUGAGGGACCUGGCCUGGCUGCAGCAGGCAGAGGUGGUUGUGUAGAAGUGGCCCAGCCCUCUCUGGGUGUAGGCUACGAGCUGGGCCGGGCCGUGGCCCGCAAUAAACCAGUCCUGUGCCUGUUCCGCCCGCAGUCUGGCCGAGUGCUCUCAGCCACGAUCCGGGGAGCAGCCGAAGGCUCGCGGGUCCAGGUGUGGGGCUACGAGGCGGAAGAGGCAGCGGUGCUGGAUGGAUACUUUGCAGCGGAUCCUCCCGAGCGGGAGGCUGCUCCCCUGGCCCCCCCACUUGACCUCACCCCAGCUUAUUAA
Molecule: messenger RNA, 735 nt
Organism: Balaenoptera musculus (blue whale)
Lineage: Eukaryota; Metazoa; Chordata; Mammalia; Artiodactyla; Balaenopteridae
Gene: DNPH1
Product: 2'-deoxynucleoside 5'-phosphate N-hydrolase 1
Biological process (GO): deoxyribonucleoside monophosphate catabolic process
Cellular component (GO): nucleus
Molecular function (GO): 5-hydroxymethyl-dUMP N-hydrolase activity
Source: RefSeq, a predicted model, not a curated record